AUGCUCGUCAUCUUCUAUAUUGCAAUUGGGGUAUUCCUUCUUCCUUCUACUUUUUCUCAAGAUGUUGAAGAGUCUACGCCGAAACCGCUUUGUAAAGGCGGCACAUAUGAUGAGGAAUACAUUCGUGUCUACGUUGUCCAAACCAUCAACAAUCACCGCCAAGUAUUGUUAAGAGGAUUUGAACCAAAUGGACAGUGGAAUGGAACAGGAUAUGGAAAGGAUCUCCCACUACCAAAGACUAUGAAUAAAUUAGAGUACAACUGCAACCUUGAAAAGAAGGCUUUUGCUCUUUUGGAUCAGUCGUGUUCAACGAACGCUCCUACCGGUCCAGAUGGAACAACGGCCUUAUUCUUCCACAUUGAUGUGGACUUUGACCCUGAGCUGUUCUCAGCUGUUUGGGAUUGGGCUAAACAGAUUAAUAAGUUUGCGGUCAGCGAUGUUGCUAUUACCAACAAACAAGUUGUAUACAAGGACCAGGAUCGGAAUUUGUAUGAGUAUUUGAACCUAAUGAGAGCCGUCACCACUAAAAUUGGAUGCGCAGAUAUAACUUGCAGAGAUGGAGACUUGAGAAAAUAUAGGGCAGUUUGCCUGCUCAAUAGGAAUCCCCUCAAGAAUGGUGCUGUCGUCUACAAAAUUGGAUUAGGCGGUUGCAAUAAGGGCGAGACGUGCCCAAAUGGGGUCUGCGAUCAGUCUGGAUUUUGUGAUUUGAGCAAACAGGCUCGUUGA
Messenger RNA from Necator americanus (New World hookworm), 726 nucleotides. RefSeq lists its product as uncharacterized. The transcript has 7 exons. The coding region runs from base 1 to 726 and encodes 241 amino acids. The record is from RefSeq and is a predicted model, not a curated record. NCBI's taxonomy places the organism in Eukaryota, Metazoa, Nematoda, Chromadorea, Rhabditida, Ancylostomatidae.